AGAGAGAGAGAGAGAGAGAGAGAGAGAGAGAGAGAGAGAGAGAGAGGAGGGGGGGCUGCAGGAAGGGACGCCGCCGGACCCUCUUCAUUGACAUUUGAACUCAGCCGAAUAUUUGUAUCGAAUGAUUUGGCGUUUACGCGGUUUGAACACAAAGGAGGGGGGGUACCAUCUGUAGGCAGCGGUUAGCCGAGAGCCGACACCGCCAUCUCCUCGCAGCCGGAGCGAGCCGCCGUGUCGUCCGCACCAUGGGGAACGCUGCCACCGCCAAGAAGGGCAACGAGCUGGAGAGCGUGAAAGAGUUUCUAGCCAAAGCCAAAGAAGAUUUCUUACGGAAAUGGGAAUGUCCACCACAGAGCACAACGUGCCUAGAUGACUUUGAAAGAUUAAAGACCCUGGGCACCGGCUCAUUUGGGAGAGUCAUGCUGGUUAAACACAAAGGAACAGAGCAAUACUUUGCCAUGAAAAUACUGGACAAGCAGAAGGUGGUGAAACUCAAGCAAAUAGAACACACAUUAAACGAGAAGAGGAUAUUACAAGCUGUGAGCUUCCCCUUUCUCGUCAAACUUGAGUAUGCGUUUAAGGACAACUCCAAUUUGUACAUGGUAAUGGAGUACGUUCCAGGAGGAGAGAUGUUUUCACACUUAAGACGAAUUGGAAGGUUCAGUGAACCUCAUGCACGAUUUUAUGCCGCUCAAAUAGUGCUGACAUUUGAGUACCUCCAUUCACUAGAUCUCAUAUACAGAGAUCUGAAACCCGAGAACCUUCUCAUUGACCACCACGGCUACAUUCAGGUGACAGACUUUGGAUUUGCCAAGAGGGUAAAAGGCAGGACCUGGACGUUGUGUGGGACACCGGAGUACCUGGCGCCAGAAAUAAUCCUCAGCAAAGGCUACAACAAAGCUGUGGACUGGUGGGCCCUCGGAGUUCUCAUCUAUGAAAUGGCAGCUGGCUACCCACCGUUCUUUGCAGAUCAACCUAUUCAGAUCUACGAGAAAAUAGUUUCUGGAAAGGUCCGAUUCCCCUCCCACUUCAGCUCCGACUUAAAAGAUCUGUUGAGAAACCUCCUGCAGGUGGAUCUGACCAAACGCUAUGGCAACCUGAAGAACGGCGUCAAUGACAUAAAGGGCCACAAAUGGUUCGCCACAACAGACUGGAUCGCAAUCUAUGAGAGAAAGGUCGAAGCCCCGUUCAUACCAAAGUGCAGAGGCCCAGGGGACACGAGCAACUUUGACGACUACGAAGAGGAGGAGAUCCACGUUUCUCUAACGGAAAAAUGUGCAAAAGAGUUUGCAGAGUUUUAGGACUCUGGAACAUGGAUAUAUCAGGGAAAAUAAGGGGAUCUUUGCACUCUUCUAAAGACUUGGGAUGGAGCAGAGACCAUCGUUUUUUUCAGAUCUACUACAUAGUCCCUUCAUUCCACAGGGCUGAAUGAGGUCGCCAUGAUCCUUGGGUGCCGAUAACCUCUCACUGUCACGUACACCUGCGUAUUAAAGCAGACACACCACUUGUUUCCUUUUUUUUGUACCUACCAACUUUUUUUUUUUUAAACUUUGAAGCAGUUAGUCUUGGAUGUUGUUAUCCCCUUUUAAAAUGUGAUCUUUUUCGAUUUAUGAGGAAAAACUGAGACAACGGCCAAUAAUAGUCCACACGAUGUAGCUGACUUGUCUGUGGCGGAUUGACACAGCUGUGUGGGUUGAAGGGAAUUCCCUUUAGUCGUCAGCGCUGUAUAUUUAAUGGUCUGUUACAAGUCCACACCACAUUGGCUAUUGUAAAGUUCUGGCCAGCUUUCAGAAGUAGUGUUCGUCCUAUGUGCAUAUCUGUCAGUUUUGAAAGACAUUUGAACACGUCGGGUGUUUAAAGCAUGACCAAAUAGAAAACGUUGGGUGACACAAGAAGAGAGGUCCUUCCCUUUCUUUGCUUUUUGCCUUAGAGAGAGCCAAGUCCUCAGACUCCCACAAAAGCAUCCGCUCACCGUCUUCUUGGUAUUCUGACCCAGGCAAGCAAGCCAUCGCCGAAAAUGAAAAUCCUGUUGUUUGUUUGAUCCUUUUGGAUCUGUGAGUUACAUGUAAAAAAAUUGUCAUCUGGUAUCUUACCUGUUUCUUUUUUCCGUCACUGUUUCUAACAUAGUCAUAUCGUCCCUAGAUUUCAGGUCUGCUUAUAAAGACCUAAUGUUACGAGUCUGUGGAACAAUGUGACUUCAGUAAAUUGAAAAGAGUCAAGUGAAAUCCUUUUUCAGGGGUUUUUAUUGGGUGUAAUGUCAAGUCGAGGAGAUCAGUAUGAAUAGUGUUGCGGCUUUGUGCCUCAACAUUGUAAGUGAUACCUUUAAAGAAAAUAAAAAUAAAAAACAGUACAGAAUUUGUAAUGUAUUAAACCAAGGAUGUUUUAAAAUCGUAAGAAACGGGAAUGCUAAACUGUAAUUUGCCAUAUUUUCCCUGUUACCACCCCCCUAAACAGAUUGUGGUUUCAUUCUUGUCAAAGAAUGUAGAUUUGCAACUUAUAGGUAUGCAUAUUUGAAAGCUUGAUUUCAAGGUACAUUUUUCCUCACAAUACACUGUCUAACAUAAAAACUGCUCCUUUGUAUCACACGUAACCCUGUUAUUGUUAAGCUCAUUACAUUAUACGUAUAUGCAUUGUUUCAUAUAUGUUUUUAUUUAUACACAUUAGAGAUGCUAAUAAAUUUUAUUUUUAAAAGUGUU
Molecule: messenger RNA, 2696 nt
Organism: Scophthalmus maximus (turbot)
Lineage: Eukaryota; Metazoa; Chordata; Actinopteri; Pleuronectiformes; Scophthalmidae
Gene: prkacbb
Product: protein kinase, cAMP-dependent, catalytic, beta b
Exons: 10
Coding region: 246-1301 (351 amino acids)
Biological process (GO): peptidyl-serine phosphorylation
Cellular component (GO): cAMP-dependent protein kinase complex; nucleus
Molecular function (GO): cAMP-dependent protein kinase activity; ATP binding
Source: RefSeq, a predicted model, not a curated record